This is a messenger RNA of Nerophis ophidion (straightnose pipefish), 1957 nucleotides long. RefSeq names its product oocyte zinc finger protein XlCOF6.1-like. Bases 314 to 1594 code for a protein of 426 amino acids. Lineage: Eukaryota; Metazoa; Chordata; Actinopteri; Syngnathiformes; Syngnathidae. The record is from RefSeq and is a predicted model, not a curated record. Gene Ontology annotation, molecular function: RNA polymerase II cis-regulatory region sequence-specific DNA binding; DNA-binding transcription factor activity. The transcript is spliced from 2 exons. Gene Ontology annotation, biological process: regulation of transcription by RNA polymerase II.
GAUAAAGCAAGAUGGCGUCUGACGGAGAAGUCCUAAACGCGGGCAUUAUAUUUCUGUAUUCUUACAUAUAUGUUGUUUAAUAGAGUACACACGGUUAAUAAUUGUUUGUAGCCGGAUACAUUAGUCUGAGCGCACUUUGACACUUCUCCUGUUUGCUAGCUUCACUUAAGGUAGCUGCAGCUAGUUUAGCUGGCUAGUUAGCUUAGCUUGUUAGCUGCUAACAAAGAGACGCGGAAGUUAUUUAAACAUCGCUAAGUAGGGAACUAAUGUGAGUGUAAAGUGUUGUGAUUGUGUGAAAAUUUGCGAAAGAACGAUGGCAAAGUAUGAGGAGGAACUUUGUCCAAGAAAAGAGGAGAAGGAGCGACAACAUCAACUACUGGAUGUUUAUUAUAAGAAACAUCAUCAAGUUGUGUUACACAGAACAGACGUCUGUGAAGAACAACUUCUGCCUGAAAAACAGGAGUGUAGCUUCAGGAUGGUGAAGGAGGUGCCAUCAAAGAGGAAGACCAGGCGCCACGGACCCUCUGGCGUCUCCCUUUCCUCUUUGACACAGACCCUUCCCUUUAAAAAGGAAGAUGAAGACUCACUGACCCCCCACAUUAAAGAGGAAGAGGAAGAACACAGCAUCAGUCAGGAGGGAGAUCAUCUUGAAGGACUGGUGGAGUUCCCAGUGACUGGUGUCCCUGUGAAGAGUGAAGAUGAUGAGGUCAAAGGUGAAAGUGAGGAGAAGAGAGAGGUGGAGCCUCCAAGCAGCAGCUCAACACAACACAUGACAACAGAAGCUGAUGGAGACCACUGUGGAGGAUCACAAGCAGACAAGCUCUUAGCUCCACUAUCAGAUAGUGAGGACACAACGUCACACUCUCCUGACACUGAUGAUGAAGACUCUAAAGAUGAUAAGACAUGUCACACUGACAACACUCACUUCACAUGUUCUCACUGUGACAAAACUUUUAAAUAUCAUAGUCGUCUGAAAGUACACAUGAGAAUGCACACUGGAGAAAAACCUUUUCCCUGCUCAGAAUGUGGGAAAUGUUUUUCACGAAGAAAUGGACUGAGUGAACACAUGCAAACACACACUAAAGAAAAACCUUUUUCUUGUUCAGUGUGCGGAAAAAGCUUUACACAAAGACAGUGUUUAAAAAAGCACACAAGAUUACACACCGAGGAGAAAUCUUUUACCUGUGCAUUCUGUGGUAAAGGUUUUGUAUUACGUGAAUAUUUGAAAGUACACAUGAGAACACACACCGGGGACAAACCAUAUUACUGUUCAUUUUGCGAUAAAGGUUUUGCGCAAAGUCAAACUUUUAAAGUACACAUGAGAAAACACACUGGUGAAAAACCCUAUCCCUGUUCAAGCUGCAACAAAAGCUUUGUUGACAGGGCAAAACUUAUAAUACACACAAGAACACACACUGGAGAAAAACCUUUUCCCUGCUCAGUCUGCCACAGAAGCUUUUGUGAACAAUCAAAGCUUGUAAGACACAUGAGAAGACACACAGGAGAGAAAGUGUUGAGUUGCAGUGUGUGUGGUGAAAGAUUCUCUUAUAAGUACCAGUGUAAGAAACACAUAUGUGCUGGUGAUUCUAAAUAAGCUGUCAAGACUUUAACUUUUUACUUUGUAACAACAAGAGCACAUAAAACAUGUGUGACAUUGUUGUUUUGUGUUGUUAAUGUAGUUCUACCAUUUAGAGAUUACAUAUGUUAGAUUGGUGAUUUUUUUCCCCCCCAGUCAAGUACAUGCUUUAAUAUACCACGUUGUGUACUUUAAUUUAAAAAUGGACAAAACAAUUUGACUUUAAAGGUGAGAGUAAACAGCACAAAAACUAUGUUCCAUGAAAUCAACAUUUUACGUGCAUAUGGAUAUUCAUCAUUCACUUACAUCCGUGUACCGUAGGUUUUUGAAAUAAUGAAGUGUUACAUAUUUUGAUUUCUAAUAAAUGAUUCCAUAGAUCAA